Toxorhynchites rutilus septentrionalis is the source of this 6965-nucleotide messenger RNA. It is a transcript of the gene Klp68D, whose product is annotated as kinesin-like protein Klp68D. NCBI's taxonomy places the organism in Eukaryota, Metazoa, Arthropoda, Insecta, Diptera, Culicidae. Gene Ontology annotation, biological process: microtubule-based movement. The record is from RefSeq and is a predicted model, not a curated record. The transcript is spliced from 4 exons. Bases 179 to 2542 code for a protein of 787 amino acids. Gene Ontology annotation, molecular function: microtubule motor activity; ATP binding; microtubule binding.
UCGCUCGCCAGUUGUUGUUUUGCGUUGGAAACCAGCUGAAUCGAUAAUCUAAACAAAAGUUCAAGUCUAGUCAUCAAGAUGUGCUGCUAUCCGUGAAAAGUUGCUGAAAAGUGGAAAAAUUUCGGCCCAAUAUUCGCAUUUCCGGUGUCUGAUGGUGUAAACGGCACGUAAUUCAACCAUGAAUCGAAGCAUCAAGCAAAAGAGCGCCGGAGGCGCGAAGAACGAGUGCGUACAGGUUGUAGUUCGCUGUCGCCCACUCAACAACAAGGAACAGACUGGUAACUUUCAGACUGUGGUAGACGUUUAUCCUAGCCGUGGAGUGAUCGAGAUACUGAAUUGCAAUGAGGCCUCGCGGGAGAACAAGAAGAUGUUCACGUACGAUGCGGUGUACGAUUGGGCGUCCACCCAGCAGCAGUUGUACGAUGAAGUCGUCCGUCCGCUGGUCUACUCCGUACUGGAGGGAUUUAAUGGGUGCGUCUUUGCGUACGGUCAAACUGGAACGGGCAAGACGCACACCAUGGAAGGCAUCAAAAGCGAUGUUGACCAGAAAGGUAUCAUCCCAAGGGCGUUCGAACAGAUUUGGGCCCACAUCAAUCGAACCCAGAACAUGAACUUCCUGGUGGCCGUUUCGUACCUGGAGAUUUACAUGGAGGAACUGCGGGAUCUGCUGAAACCAAACUCGACGACGCCGUUGGAAUUGCGCGAACGAGAGGGAGGCAUCGUAGUGCCGAAUCUACACUCGGUGCUGUGCAAGAGCGUCGACGAUAUGUUGAAUGUGAUGUACAUGGGCAACAAGAACCGAACCGUUGGUUUCACCAACAUGAACGAGCACAGCUCCCGAUCGCAUGCAAUUUUCCUGAUAAAGAUCGAAAUGUGCGAAGUGGGUUCGACUCUAGUCAAGGUAGGAAAGUUGAACCUAAUCGAUCUGGCCGGUAGUGAGCGUCAAUCGAAAACUGGUGCUACGGCGGAACGCUUGAAGGAGGCUAGUAAAAUUAAUCGAGCUUUAUCCUCGCUCGGAAACGUGAUUUCAGCCCUGGCGGAGAAAUCUCCCCACGUUCCAUAUCGAGAUUCCAAGUUGACCCGCCUGCUGCAAGAUUCUCUUGGAGGAAACUCCAAGACCAUCAUGAUUGCUAAUAUCAGUCCUUCGGAGUACAAUUAUAAUGAAACUCUUACUACGCUACGGUAUGCCAACCGGGCCAAGACGAUCGAGAACAAGCCGGUGAUGAACGAAGAUCCACAGGACACGAAACUGCGCGAGUAUCAGGAGGAAAUCGCCCGUCUCCGGUUGCUCAUCUCCGAACGCAGGCAUAAGGGAAAGAAAAUGCGGAAGAAGCAAUUCUCUGGAUCGGAAGAAGAAAAUGAAGAUGAACAAGAGGAAGAAGAGGAGGAAGAGGAAGAUGAGAAAGAUAACAAGCAAGAGUUUGAAGAACUGGAUGCAAAGGCUCAAGAGGCAUUGAUGAAGGAACGUGAGGUGACGAAUACCCUGGCAUCCAAACUGAAGGAACUGGAAGGUCAAUUAGUUAAGGGUGGUAAAAACAUUCUCGACACAUAUACCGAACGACAGAUGGAGUUGGAGAAGCGGAUGGCUGAAAUCACUGAGCGCAAAAAGCGAGAGAUUGAGAUGCAGCAACAGUUAGAGCUCCAAGAGGAAUCCACCAUGGAAAUCCGAGAAACAUUCACUUCUCUUCAGCAGGAGGUCGAACUGAAGACGCGAAAGUUGAAGAAAUGCUACACCAAAUGUAUGGCACUCAAGCAGGAGCUGCAGGAUACCCGGGACGAGCAUAAUCGGGACCGCCGGGAGCUCGAAAUGACACAGAACGAGCUGAUCAAAGAAUUGAAGCGCUUACUGCUUGUUAUUGACAAUUUUGUUCCAGCCGAGGUUAAAUCGCGACUAUACACUCAGGCCAAAUAUGACGAUGAGACGGAGGAAUGGUUCCUUAACAGCAACAUGAUUCUAAGCAAUCAUCAAAUGAUGACACGACCGGUAGCGGAUCCGAACCGGAGACGCCCAAUGUCCGAGUACGCAUUACAUAUGGCUAAGUCCAGCAAACCGGAAGCGAUACGAUAUAGAGGCGAGAAUAUCAUGAACUACGAGCUGGAUAUGCCGCUGCGCACGACUUACGAGUACUCGAAUCCGAAGGUUUCUGCAUCUCUGCAGGCGGUAUUGGCGGAAGCGAUGCAAACCGAAGACGAUAUCGACAUUACCGAUCAGUCCAACUAUGCAAGUAUUAUGAAGCAGCGACUCGACAGAAUUACCCGCCGUAACGUCGUCCAGGACGCACAAGGCACUACUGGUUCCUGUCCCAAUGGGACCAUCGGAUCGAGCGCUAUUGGUUCCGCAAUAAAUGGUAUUCCACCGAGCAGCAGUGGCAGCAGUAAUAGCAACGGGAUCGGUGGUAAUCGAGCGCGAUCGUCCAUUUACAACCGCGGCAUGUCGGCUGCGCCCACCUUUGGUGCCCACUCGGGUGUUUCUGUGGCCAAGAAAGUGCCCCCGGCUAGUGCAGCCAGCUUCCCGAAAGCGCGUGGAUUGAUCCCAAAGUAGAUCCAGCGCCAAGGUGAAACUGAAGUACUCAUUUGAAUUUUGUAUCUCCCACACUUAUCCCCUCCCCCCCCCCCUCGCUAUCAUCUCACACUCACCACCCCCCUUCAUCGAGGAGUUUCGAGAUUUGUUUACGUUUAACCGUUUUGUGCUUCUUUUAUCAUUUAUUCAGGAUCAGUUGAUCGGGUUUUUGAAUGUAGGAAAAGUUUCACACGCGCGCGCUUGUAUAUUGGCUUGAGGAAAACCAAGUCGGUAAUAACCCCUCACGGAACAGGAUGACUUAUAUUAUGGCACUUACCAUUAUUACUAUUAUUUUUAAGACGGAAAAGAUUGCAUCUAAAAGUGUACAUUUAUAUACUAAAGCUAAAGAUAUGGUGUCUAUAUUUUCGUUUCGUAAGCGAAUUAUUAUGUUUUCUAGUUGUCGACAGAUUUCAACUAGCUGUAAAUAGGAUGAUUUUUUUUGUUUGUUAUAUUUUACUAGUUCAUUUUAGUCCCAACAUACAAGUAUUUUUUUUUGUUUUUGCUUUCUACGAGCAGUGUUGUAUGCACACACAAUGAUUGUAUUUAUUAUUUUGUCAAACUACUAUCGAUUGUGUUCCUUACAAGUAUAUCAAUGUGCUUGUAAAACCAUUGUUGUAUUGCGACUGAAAAUUCAUCACCACAACCACUGCAAUAAGUAUCAUUUCCUUGAGGUUGCAUUUUCUUUUUCUUAUUUCUCAUACAUUUGCAUAACCUAUUGAUACUCUCUCCUACCUUAUAAGAAGUACUUUGUGCAAUGUGGAAAUUUAUAUUCGCUCUUUAAAAGCUGGCUGAUCGGUACAAAAUUGUUGAUUGAAUAUAAGGAUAUGUGAAAAAGCAACAUGAGAUCAACAGAAACCAUAAUCCGGUGAAUUGUUGUUGUAACAGAUAUCAAAAACAAAUCCAGGACUGCCUCAAAAAACGGGAAACCGUGCUUUGUUCUCAAAAUCACCCCUACCCAUGCUUCAAUUUGUUGUCAGUAAACUGACGAACAGUUGCAAAUCUCUACUCUCCAUAGAACGCCUUCUAGCGCAACGUUGAAUAAUAAUUAGGAAAACCCGUUUAAUCGAAACGAAGCAGCGUACGAAGUGAGUCUCGAACGAUUCUGACAGAUCGACCGUGAUCUGCACGAUGAACCGUACGCUAUCCAGUGUAAUCCUAUUUGUCUGGUCUACUUUUCGAAGAAAGUGGUCCUGAUUAGAAGAUUGUUCCAUUGUUGCGUUGUUGUUGAAAAGCGUUAGCAUUCAACAUAUUUCGAUUUUGUCACGGCCAAAAAAAACAUACCCUGAAUUUGACGAAAUGAUUUCAUUUUUCUAUUUAUUAACAAUGAUGCUACAUCCCAUGAAGAAACUGGAUCGUAUUUACAACGUUGUUCCGCAAAUGAACCCGGUCCAUGCAGUUCUCAAACUCCUGUCAGCACCAAUUCGUGCCAUGUCCACCUGGUCCUACCACCUCGAUCGCUGGACAUUUCUCCUUAUUUCCACCGUAUUCGAUGCGAACAUCAUCAUUGCAGGGUUGCUGUCUGAUAAUCUCGCAACAUACCCUGCCCAUCGCACUCGUCCAACCGUGGCGACUUUCUGGAUGCAGGGUUCGCCAGUUCGUAGUUCAUUCUUCUUCUCCAUACUUCAUUUUCCUGUUCACCACCAUAUUGCGUUCGAAAACACCAAGUGCUUGUGAGUCCUCUUGGAGCAUCGUCUAUGCUUCGUGCUCACAGAAGACAACCGGUCGGGUUAGGGAUACAUGGUACAUGGUAAACUUCGUACGGGUCAGAGUUUGUUGAACGUUAGGGGUUUGGCGAACCCAUAGUAGGCGCGACUUCCAUUGACUAUGCGUCUUCGAAUUUCACGGCUGUUGUUGUUGUCAGUUAUCAACGAACCAAGGUAGACAAAUUCCUCUCUCUUGCUAGAGUUAGUCUUAGACGCAUUGAUCCCAAGCACAAUUAGCCCUGCUUCGUGUUUAAGUCGGUUGUACAAGUCUGCUACCGUCGCAUGUCUUUUUCCGAUUACAUCCACGUCGACGGCGAAGCAGAUAAACUGACUAGACUUGUUGAAAAUCGUUGAAGAACAGACAGGAGAGUCUCAAACUAUUCCGACAGAUCGCCUGAGAUCCGCACACUGCACCGCACGCCGCUCAUCGUUGCCUAAAUCAGUUUUGUCAGCUUUCGGGGAAAGCCGUGUGCGUCUUACGUAUUACGAUCCCAGUCUUCCGCAUACUAGGGAUGAUGCCACGCAUCCAUAUAUCAUUAAAUACUUGCAACAGCAAGCAUUUCGCCGCGAUUGGGAGGUGCUUUUGCAUGGGGUAGCCCAUAUCAUCUACACCACAUGCCUGACCUUUCUCUCUGCUGAGCUCUGCCAUAACGUUUUAGCUGGAAGUUCUGAAUUUAUUUCACUUAUGAGCUUCACCCAGCUAUCCAUCUUAGAUUUCCAUACACAUUUUCCAGCAACUCGCUGAGCUGUAAGGAAGAAAACCAAAGCUCCCCUCUUUCUGAGAUCGUCGUCUCUCAACCUCCUAAGUGCUCUAAGAGUUUUCCGUCUAAGACGUAUUGUCUCUUUAACUUCUACGUUCCACCAAGGAACCCUCUUUCUACCGGGCAGCCCGCUAAUGCGAGGAAUGUGCUCUGCAGCAGCACUCAACAUAAGCUUAGUCAAUUGGUCAAGAUCACGAUGCGCGGAAUCACGCACUGAGCGAUCUAUAUCGUCUCGAUACCCACCCCGGUCAGCUCCAUCGAACUUCCACCUCAGGUCAAUCACCAGGUAGCGGUCGGAAUCGAUGUUAGUGCCACGAUAGGUUCUGACAUCGAUGAUAUCCGAGAAAUGCCGACCGUCGAUCAAAACGUGUCAAUUUGUGUUUCUGUUUCCUGUGGUGAUCUCCAGGUGUAACGGUAUUGGAGGCUGUGCUGGAAGAAGGUGCUACGUAUGGCCAUGUUCUUGGAGGAAGCGAAGUCGAUAAGUCUUAUGCAGUUUUCGUUGGUUCGCUGGUGGGCGCGGAACCUACCAAUUACCGGUCUGAACACCUCCUCUUGGCCGACCAGAGCGCAAAAGUCAACGAUGACGAUUUUGAUGUCGUGUUUUGACCAGCGAUCGUAUUCACGCUCUAGCUGCGCGUAGAGUUCUUCUUUAUCGUCAUCGAUGCUAGCUAGAUGAGGGCUGUAGACGUUGAUAAUGCUGAUGUUGAAGAAGUGGCCUUGCAUCCUCAGUCUGCACAUUCUUUCGUUGAUCGGCCACCAGCCACUCACCCGUUUCUGCAUCUUUCCCAUCAGGAUAAAAGCUGUACUUAGCUCGUGUGUGUUUCCGCAACUUUGGUAGAUGGUAUAACCACUUUAAAACGAUCGUCCCAUCGAACCUUUCCAGCACAUCUGCAACGCUACCAAUAUUUUUGUUCUCAAUAUAUAUUUCUGUAAGAAUUCGAGUACCGCAAGAAAGUUAAGAAACUUGCAGAUCCAUGUUCUGAGUUUCCAAUCUCUAGUCCGUAUUCUUUGCGUGGGUCUAGUCCGAUUGUUCUGUCUCGAAUUUCUUCGUGAACUUUCCUGCGCGUUUCAUUUUUACGGAUAACCGCCUUGCAGCCAACCGCCAGUCUCGACGGAGAACCAUAGUACAUAGCUCUGUUUAAAGUCCCCGCUGGCACGGAGACAGUGAUCAGCCGUCCCUGACAUGGGGAACAGACGACUCGCUUUCCUGUCAGCACAUGAUCAUGAUCCCGCCGGGUUGGUUACCAGAUCUUCACUAUGGCUACUCGUAGCCCAAUCGCUGUAACAUCAAAACGAUAACCUUGACAGAAUCAAUCGCGACUUUGGCAAACAGUGAUAUAAACGACUAUUGAAAAAAUCGAAACAACAUUGUAUUCCCAAAUUUAUUGGCAUCAUCAGAAAAAAAACACUAUCCUGAAAUAUAAAAUAUUGGCACAAUUCCAUCAACCAACGAUUAAUCGUCAGCCAGCUUAAGAAAAUUGUCUAAAAUCGUGUAACAAAAAAUAUUGUACUCUAUUUUUCUCAUAGUAGGAUAGAAACCAUGAAAACAAUGGUUCGUUUCAUACCAGACAUUUGCAGCCAUAACAAUUUUAGGUAUAAUGAAAAGAAGGAUAUAAGAAUAGAGGCAAGCCACCGGUCGGGUAAUUUAUAGUUUACGUUGAAAAAAGAAAAAAAUGUAACAAACCAACCGAUAGUUUCGUUCGAUAUGGCAUUGCUACUGAAGGACAGAAACCACUCCAAAUCAUACGCUAUAUUCCAAAGCUUAAUAAUUCUAACAAUUGAAAGAUAGCUCAUUACUUUGUACUGCUCCGUAUUUUUUCCAAUUGGAGACCACAGAAAAACAUCCAAAAUCAUAAGUCUGAUGUUUGGAGAAAAAAAAAUCCUAGCGCCGACAUUACGAACAUGAAUGUGUAAUGCACAAUAUCACAAUAAACUCCAAUG